UUUGCGGACGUGUUCUCCAAAAAAGUUGCAGAGGUACUACCUCCCCAUCGCCCCUAUGACUGUGCCAUUGAUUUGUUGCCAAAUGCUAAGCUUCCCAAGAGCAGGUUGUACUCCCUGUCACGUCCUGAGACUCAGGCUAUGGCAGAGUACAUUCAGGAGAACUUGGCUAAGGGAUUUAUCAGACCUUCACAGUCUCCAGUUGGGUCGGGGUUCUUCUUCGUGGGUAAAAAGGACGGUUCGUUGCGACCCUGCAUCGACUUCAGGGAAUUGAACCGUAUCACGAUUAAAAACUCAUACCCACUGCCUCUCAUUUCGGUCUUGUUUGACCAGCUUCGUACUGCCACCAUUUUUUCUAAGAUUGACCUACGCGGUGCGUACAAUCUAAUCCGAAUAAGAGAGGGGGAUGAAUGGAAGACUGCCUUUAAUACCCACUCAGGGCAUUAUGAAUAUUUGGUGAUGCCUUUUGGGCUCUGUAAUGCCCCGGCAGUCUUCCAGGAUUUCAUGAAUGAUGUGCUCAGGGAAUAUUUGGAUAGAUUCUUGGUUGUAUACUUAGAUGACAUCCUAAUCUUCUCCCAUUCCCUGGAGGAACAUCGGAAGCAUGUACGCUUAGUCCUCCAGAAACUCAGAGACCACCGGCUACCCCUAGUAAGUAAUUACAGGAACUUUGUGGAUUUUCAUUUUGCCAUUGAAGAGGUGAAUAAUGAUCCUUAUAUUUUACCCAAUGUGACUUUGGGAUAUCACAUAUAUGAUUCCUGCAACCAUUGUAAGAAAGCUGUAAAAAGUGUGAUACAAAUAUUAUCCGGACCGGGUAGAACUGUUCCUAAUUACUCAUGUUCAAGGCAAGGAAAAAUUGCAGGAUUUAUUGGAGAUUUUGUAUCAGAAACAACUUUGCCCAUAGCACAACUACUGAGUGUGUAUGGAUACUCACAGAUCAGCUAUGGAGCUACAGACCCACUGCUACGAGACAGGAAUGUGUUUCCAUAUCUCUUCAGCACCGCAUAUAAUGACCAUGUUUACUUUUCUGUUGUUUUAAAAUUAUUGAAACAUUUUUCAUGGAACUGGAUUGGAAUUGUCACUACUGAUGAUGACAGUGGAAACAGAGAAAGCGGCAUUCUCAGCUCAUUACUUAUGAGUCACGGCAUCUGUAUUGAGUUUACAGCUAAAAUUGAUAUUCAAUACCGUAUACAUGACAUUGGAUAUAAAGGCACAAUGGUUGACAAUAACAUAAACUGGCAGAUCAUUUUAAGAUCUUCAGCCAAUGUCAUUAUUGUCUGUGGAUCAGUAUCUUUGUACUUGGUUGAGACAUUGCAAGUAGCAAAUAAAAAGACUUUAAUCUUUCCCCCUCCCUGGUUCAAUAAUUAUGAAAUGCAGGUACGUUUUAGUAAUAUAUUUAACCGAUCUUUAGGGUUUACACAUUAUUUGGAACCUGAUGAAGAGAACAAUAGUAGAAGAAGACAUUUCGUUAAUCCAUAUAGUAAAAUUGCAAUGAAAGAGUUUACACGGAAUAUCCAUCCAUACAAUUACCCAGAUGACAAGUUCCUUGAAGAUACCUGGAUAAUACGUUUCCACUGUUUGUCACCAAAUGAAAAUAAAAACUCACUGUUUGGAGAGUUAUAUGAUAUUAAACUGCACAAAUGCUCAGGAAAUGAAUCUAUAGCCAAAGCUUUAUCUCACACUGGUUCUCCUAUUGUAUACAAUGCCUUACUGACAAUGUUUCAUGCACUAGAUGAGAUGCUGUUAUCUAAGGAACACCGGGACUCUGAGUACAAAGUGGAACAAAUUGAUUAUAGAAACAAGUUACACCGAUACCUGAGAAAGAUUCAGUAUGAAGUUGGAGAAGAGAAGAGAUUUUACUUUGAUGAAAAAGGAGAAAUGAGUACAGAGUACUUCAUUUAUAUGUGGUUAAGGAAAGGAUGGAGGUUUCCUGAAUAUAUAGGCGUGGGUCACUUCACACCAUGGGAAUUACCAGAUAAACAAUUUUUUAUCGAUUCAACAUUGAUUAUCUGGAAAACUGACACAAACGAGGUACCACGAUCACAAUGUUCUCCAAAUUGCCCUCCUGGUAACCGCAAAAUUAAGAAUAAUAUAAAACCAGUCUGCUGCUAUGAAUGUGUCCCGUGUUCCAAAGGAGAAAUCUCCAAUGUAACUGACAGCGAAAACUGCAUAAAAUGCCUGGAUAUAGAAUGGCCCAAUGACAGACAAGAUCAAUGUGUUUCGAAAGUGGAAGAAUUUCUGGACUAUUCAGAUGCCCUUGCUGUAGCUCUAUCUUCUCUCUCCAUUCUGUUUUGGAUCACUUCUGUUCUAAUAUUAGGGAUUUUUGUGACAUACCAAGAUACACCAAUUGUCAAAGCAAAUAACAGGAACCUGAGCUUCAUCCUUCUUGUCUCCAUAUCCAUGUGUUUUCUCUGCUCGUUUUUGUUUAUUGGGCGUCCUACUGACAGGACCUGCAUGUUCCGACAAAUAGUUUUUGGCAUCAUAUUCUCCAUAGCUGUGUCUUCUGUUUUGGCCAAAACCAUCAUGGUCUGCAUAGCUUUCAAAGCCUUCAAACCUGGAAGCUCCUGGAGGAAGCUGAUUGGAGGCAAACUGUGCUAUUAUAUUGUUUUACUGGCCUCAUCUGUACAAACUAUAAUUAGCAUUUGUUGGUUGUCUAUUUCUCCUCCAUUUGUGGAGCUGGACACAAACUCUUACCAAAGAAAGAUCAUUAUCCAGUGCAAUGAAGGUUCCACUAUUGGCUUUUAUGCUGUUCUGUUUUAUUUAGGGUUUCUUGCAGUGAUAAGUUUUGCUGUAGCAUAUUUAGGCAGAUCAUUACCAGAUCGUUUUAAUGAAGCCAAGUUUAUCACCUUCAGCAUGCUAGUGUUCAGCAGUGUCUGGAUUGCAAUGAUCCCAGCCUAUCUGAGUACCAAAGGAAAAAACAUGGUGGCUGUAGAGAUUUUUUCAAUAUUGACCUCAAGUGCUGGACUGUUAGGCUGUAUAUUUUUCCCAAAAUGUUAUAUUAUUUUACUGAAGCCCCAAAUGAAUGCAAAAAUAGUCAUCUGUAAUCACUAA
Molecule: messenger RNA, 3045 nt
Organism: Pseudophryne corroboree (corroboree frog)
Lineage: Eukaryota; Metazoa; Chordata; Amphibia; Anura; Myobatrachidae
Product: vomeronasal type-2 receptor 26-like
Exons: 6
Biological process (GO): G protein-coupled receptor signaling pathway
Cellular component (GO): plasma membrane
Molecular function (GO): G protein-coupled receptor activity
Source: RefSeq, a predicted model, not a curated record